UUACUCUUCCCUGAGGAAGACGACGGCCAGUUCUGACAAGAUUAAGUGUGUUUGUUGUUGCUGCUUUUGUAGACAUGAACUUCAAGAUCCGGCCUGCAGCUAAAGAAGACUGCAAAGAAAUAUCGAGAAUGAUAUUGGAGUUGGCGGUUUUUGAAAACAUGUCCGACCAAGUGAAGAUCUCUUACGAAGAGCUGGAGCGUGAUGGUUUCUGCGAGAACCCCUUCUUUGAAUGCCUCAUUGCAGAAGUACCUGAGGAGCAUAAAUCAAGAGACGGAUUCACGGUUGUUGGAUACGCCCUUUACUUCUACACUUACAGCACGUGGAAGGGACCGUCAGUAUAUUUGGAGGACCUGUAUGUGAUGCCAGAAUUCAGAGGAAAAGGCCUCGGCAAGAGUUUGCUGAGCAGUGUCGCUCAGGUGGGGAAGAAGAAGCAGUGUGUGCGGCUGCAGCUGUCUGUGUUAGACUGGAAUACUCCCUCUCGAGACUUCUAUGCUGCUAAAGGAGCUCAGGACCUCACCGUCAGCGAAGGCUGGCACUUUAUACGUUUUGACGGACAAAGUCUGGAUAAUUUAGCAAAUGAGGCACCUAAAGAUUAGAAGUUUGCCAAGAAAACGUGUGCCUUGCUGUGAAGAAAAAAAAUGGUUUGUUUUCUUCCAUAAACAUUCUCCGUUCAUAAGACAGUCCAGAUUCAGCCUCACCGCACCUGCUUCUCCUCUCCAAAAUCAUGUCCUGAUUUAAAGCUGUUCAUAUUUACUAGAAGCUAUGUUUAAUUUAUCAAUAUGAUUUUUUGUAUUCUAAUUUCAUUAAAGUACCUUUGA
Chelmon rostratus (copperband butterflyfish) is the source of this 818-nucleotide messenger RNA. It is a transcript of the gene sat2b, whose product is annotated as spermidine/spermine N1-acetyltransferase family member 2b. Lineage: Eukaryota; Metazoa; Chordata; Actinopteri; Chaetodontiformes; Chaetodontidae. The transcript is spliced from 6 exons. Gene Ontology annotation, molecular function: N-acetyltransferase activity. Bases 75 to 596 code for a protein of 173 amino acids. The record is from RefSeq and is a predicted model, not a curated record.